AAUUAUUAUUAGCUUUAACUUUUUCGAGAGUGGAAAUGUUUCGAGUAAAAUUCUUGCAUUUCUGAAUUUUGAUCGUCUGGUAUUUAGGUAAAUGAUAUCGUGUUGAUAUGUUGGGUGCUUGCUGGAUAUGUAGUGAUUCAUGCCUAACCAAAAUAAGCAAGUGUCUUAGAUAGAUACUACAGGGCCUUGGAUACUACCCCCAGUCACGGUCAUACUAAGUUCUACCCUUAGCGAUAUUUCUUAGGAGCGUUCAGCGUGCCGGGUCAGGGUGUGAAGACCCAAGGUGAAGACCGGUUUCGGUGAACGAGCGAGAGUGCUGAAAAUCUAGUUUCUUCACGACUUCUUUGCUCAAUGCUCAGUCAUGCGUCUGUUAGCUUUCUAGACAACUGAGGUCGGAGUGAUUAGUUCCCUUGCCUUGGCACUCAAGUCGGCGCUGUCUUUGGAGAAGCUGGGGCGUCGAUCAGCGGAAGCCUGGAAGGCGUUUUGGUCCUCAAAAUUUAAGUGGACUCUGGGCGCUGUCCGCCAUGCUGCUGCUCCUGCCAGUCCUCCUGCUACUGACCAGCCAGACGGCAGCCGAUUCGGAUGUCUCUCACACGCAGCAGGUGCUCGUUCUCGGCGGCAACGGUUUCAUCGGCGCCGAGAGCGUCACGGCGCUACUGCGCCAGAAAGGGCGCUACAACGUGACGGUCGUGAGCCGCGGCUCGGAGCGCUACGACGCGCGUGACCGCGUGCUGCAGCACGUGCGCCAGCUCAGGUGUGACCGCUACACGCCGUGCCGCCGCUGUCCGAGCGGUAACCCGCUGCUGGGCUGCGAGGAACUGAUGGCUGCCCAGAAGGAGGUGACUCAGUGGGAUUUUGUCAUAGACUUCAGCGGCUAUGACGCCGACGCCGUGAGCCAGGCACUGGACGCGCUGGCAGAGAAGAUGAAGUACUAUGUGUUCAUCAGCUCCGACUCUGUGUAUGAGGUGUGUGAGCCGAGCACGGGCGUGCUCUCUCACGAGGAGGCCGCAGUACGUCCGUCGGACCGGCGUCGGCGGCACGACUUGGCCUCCCGCGACUCGUACGGCGACGGCAAGCUGUCGGCGGAGGAGGUGCUGCGCGCGCGCGCCGUGCCGCACGUGGUGCUCCGUCUGCCAGACGUGCUCGGUCCGCGAGACACCACGGGCCGCUGGUGGGCCUACCAGCUCUGGGUGCAGUAUGCGGGUGUCCUUCGCCGACCGGUGCCCAUCCCACCCUCAGUACGCACACUCCGCACUAGUUACGUGUUUGUCUCGGACGUGGCACGCGCGCUAACAGCCGCGCUGAACCGCUCCAAGGAAGUCAACGGGAAGGCGUUCAACCUGGCGCUGGACCGCGACUUCCGUCUGGCGGAACUUCUUGGUGAGAUAGCGCGUGAGCUAGGUGUGCACAGUGUGGUGACCCGGGAGGUUAACAGUGAGAACGUGGCGCGCUUCUUUCCGUCCGUGUACCGCGGUCCGGUGAGCUGGCGGCGCGCCCGCGAGCAGCUCGGCUUUGAGCCCACCCCUUGGCCGGAGGUGCUGUCCGAGACUGUGCGAUUUUACCGGCGGGCACUGGUCAGAUUCCCCGAGGAGCGGCGCAGGGUGUUCAGUGUGCUGGAGAGUAUAUUCGGAGAUGAUCCCGAUGUGCAGCGACGGCUCGUGGAGAGCAUCGAACGUGACCUGUUGGACGCCUCUUUUGGAAAGAGGGACGAUGGGGAGGUGGGAGAGAGUGGGGAGGGUUUGGCGACGGAGGGCGGGGAGGGAAAGGAUGAGCUGUAAAUGUGAAGUCGCCAGUAGGGAAGUUAUUCGUGCAACUCAUCGAGCUUGAGUUUGGGUACAACUUAUGUGAUGUGGGUUAUGUGAUGCCUACUGGUCUUCAUAUUUGUUGUUUAUAUCUGGUGCCUUGUUGUGUGGCCUUGUAGCACGUUUUCUUAUUUUUGUUGUAAGUGAGGCUGUUCAUAUUUUUAUACCUACUGACGAUGACCACAUUUCUGGUGGUUUUGUAUUUUUAUAGGGAAUGGGUUAGGUGCCAGUGCAAUUAAUUACACUGUGAGUAGGCAUGGUAUGCCUUGUCUGAAACAGAGCUUAUAUACACAAAAAAAUAAACAUUUCUAUCAGACGA
Amphibalanus amphitrite is the source of this 2121-nucleotide messenger RNA. RefSeq lists its product as uncharacterized. Gene Ontology annotation, biological process: beta-D-galactose catabolic process via UDP-galactose, Leloir pathway. Gene Ontology annotation, cellular component: cytosol. Lineage: Eukaryota; Metazoa; Arthropoda; Thecostraca; Balanomorpha; Balanidae. The record is from RefSeq and is a predicted model, not a curated record. Gene Ontology annotation, molecular function: UDP-glucose 4-epimerase activity. The transcript is spliced from 3 exons. The coding region runs from base 525 to 1778 and encodes 417 amino acids.